AUGUCACACGCUACAGACUCCACAUUAGAUAACGCAAGUGUUGAUUCAGAAAAAGUUAGAGAUUUCGGUGACGACUUACAAAACCACCCAGUCCAACCAACAAGAAGCAUCCUCAGCAAGAUCCGCUCAAGAGAUGACGACGCUAGAAGCUUGGUGUCCAACAACAAAGGGGUAGAGAGAAUCAUCUCAGACUUACAAGAAGGCGCAGGUCAAUUAGGACCAUUAGAACAGCCAUACGAUAUAAAAAAGAUCGAAACCCAUCCAGACCCCCACACUGACUACAAUGAAGCCGACCCUUGGAAGUACCCAAUCGACCUGGAAUCUGGUUUACGUUUGGUUGAAUGGGUCGAUGGCGACAAACACAACCCAAAAAACAUCUCCAAAGCUAAAAAAUGGUUAUACACCUUGGUCUUGGGUGCAGUUUGUUUUGUUGUGGCCUUGGGGUCAGCAAUCGUUACUGGGGAUAUGGAACGUCCAGCAGAGUACUUUGGUGUUUCGGAAGAAGUGAUAAUCUUGGCUUCAGUAACAGUAUUUGUCAUUGGUUUUGGUGUUGGGCCGUUGGUGUUUGCCCCCAUGUCAGAAGAAGUUGGUAGAAAGCCUAUUUAUGUGGUCACCUUAUUUAUUGCAGUGGUAUUUAUCGUUCCUUGUGGCGCCGCUAAAAACAUCGCCACAUUAAUUGUUUGUCGUUUGAUCGAUGGUAUUGCAUUUAGUGCACCAAUGACAUUGAUUGGUGGGUCGUUAGCCGAUAUCUGGGAAGGUCCUGAAAGAGGUACGGCCAUGGCCAUUUUUUCUGCUGCUCCGUUUUUAGGGCCAGUAUGUGGACCAAUUUUUGGUGGUUUGUUAUGUGACCACGCUCCAACUUGGAGAUGGAUAUACUGGACAUUCUUAAUUGUUGCUGGUGUAUUUUAUGCUAUAUUUAUUGCCAUAGUCCCAGAAACCCACCACGGAAUAUUGUUGAAGAAACGUGCCAAAAAGUUGAGAAAAGAGACAGGAGACUCCCGCUACAGAUCAUUCAACGAAUUGCAGAUCAGAUCAUUUGGAGAAGUCGCCAAAACCUCCCUUUUACGUCCCUUUGUCUUGCUCAGCGAGCUCAUCGUCUUCCUCAUGACAAUAUACAUGGCCAUCUGCUACGGUUUGCUUUACAUGUUCUUCUUUGCCUACCCAGUGGUCUACCAACAAGGUAAAGGAUGGUCAGCCUCCUUGACUGGUGUCAUGUUUAUUCCCAUUGGUGUUGGUGUGAUUAUCGCUACUAUUGCCGCUCCUUUCUUUAACAAAGACUACAACAGACGUGCCCAGGUCUACAGAGAUAGAGGAGAGUUGCCACCACCAGAACUCAGAUUAAUCCCCAUGAUGAUUGCAUGCUGGUUUGUUCCUGUUGGUCUUUUUGCAUUUGCCUGGUCUUCAUACACUUGGGUAUCCUGGGCCGGUCCAUGCUUCUCAGGAUUGGCUGCAGGUUUUGGCUUUUGCUGUUUGUACAACCCGGCCAACAACUAUAUCGUCGACUCCUACCAACACUAUGCUGCAUCUGCAUUAGCUGCCAAAACAUUUGUCAGAUCCAUUUGGGGUGCGUGUGUGCCCCUCUUCACUAUCCAAAUGUACCACAGAUUAGGCGACCAGUGGGCCACCUCCCUCAUGGCCUUCAUCUCCUUAGCAUGCUGUGCCAUCCCAUAUUUAUUCUUCUUUUUCGGGGCAAGAGUCAGAACAUUCUCUAGAUACGCCUAUACCCCGGAAACUAAUACCAAAUAG
Candida albicans SC5314 is the source of this 1746-nucleotide messenger RNA. It is a transcript of the gene NAG4, whose product is annotated as Nag4p. The record is from RefSeq and is a predicted model, not a curated record. Lineage: Eukaryota; Fungi; Ascomycota; Pichiomycetes; Serinales; Debaryomycetaceae. Gene Ontology annotation, molecular function: transmembrane transporter activity. Gene Ontology annotation, biological process: transmembrane transport. Bases 1 to 1746 code for a protein of 581 amino acids. The transcript has a single exon.